UAAUUACCACAAUGCCCUUGUUAGUACAUUUGCUUUUGACAUAUGUCUCAACUGUCACUGUUCCAUUGGUUGUGGUGAAGCUUUCUCCUUCAACCGACGCAUCACCGGACCAUUUCUCAUGGGGAUGUGGUCGUAGUGAAUGGCUUGAAUGCAAGAAGCCAAGAUAACAGGUGCUAGCUUUUGAGAACCAUGAAAUGGAAUUCUUCAAGUUUGAGCUCUUCUGAUUUGUUUGUUUCCAGACCCAACAAAAAUCCUUCAAAUCCUCUUCUUCAGUUUUAUCCAAAGCAGACAAAACUAUUGUUGUCAAUUGGUCAUAUUAAUCAAACUCCUUCGUCUUUGUUACAGAGCUUAGGUAUUUCUGCGGCCACUCGAGAACUAGAAGAGAAUAUGAGAAGUUUUGUCAGCAAAGUUGCCGUUGUGGGCAGUGGAAUUUCAGGCGCUGUUUGUGCUUCUGCCUUGGCAAGGAAUGGGGUGGCUGUCACUGUGUUCGAGUCUGCAAGAGGACCUGGUGGCAGAAUGUCCCAGAGGAGGGAAAUUAGUGAAGAUGGUACGGAGCUCUUCUUUGACCAUGGUGCUCCAUUCUUUACUGUCAGCGAUAAUGACGUUAUGGGUCUUGUUCAUGAGUGGGAAGCGAGAGGCCUGGUUGCAGAGUGGAAAGAGAAAUUUGGUUCUUUUGAUUGUAUUUCUGCCAAAUUUGUUGACUUUGAAAAGGAAGGGUCAUGUAAGAAAUAUGUUGGUGUUCCAGGCAUGAAUUCUAUUUGUAGAGCAAUGUGCCAAGAACCUGGAGUGGAUGCUAAAUUUGGAGUAACUGUUGGGAGGCUGGAGUGGUUGGAGGAUAAAAAUUCAUGGUUAUUGACUGGCUUGGAUGGUCAAAGUCUGGGCUACUUUGAUGGUGUGGUUGCAUCAGAUAAGAAUACAGUUUCUCCAAGGUUUACUCAUGUAACAGGACGACCACCACCAUUAGACGUGAGUUUGGCUCCAGAGUUGGCGCAAAAGUUGAAAGAAGUUCCUGUUCAUCCAUGUUUUGCUCUCAUGUUGGCAUUCUCUGAACCCUUGUCUUCAGUACCUGUAAAAGGCUUCUCAUUCAAGAACUCUGAUGUUUUAAGCCAGGCUCUCUGUGACAGCAGCAAGCCAGGGCGUCCUCAAAUGAGGUAUAUGCAAAUUGCAAUUGGUAGUGCCCAUCAAAUUGAGUGUUGGGUGUUGCAUUCAACAGCUGAGUAUGCAAAGGGUGUCAUUUCCCAGACUGGUCUUCAAAAGCCUUCAAAUACAACAUUGACUAAGGUGGCUGAAGAAUUAUUCCAAGAAUUUCGAAGCUCUGGACUUCAUCUUCCUGAUCCAUUCUUUGUCAAAGCUCACAGAUGGGGUAGUGCCUUUCCAGCUGCUGUCAUAGCUGCAGAGCAGAAGUGCCUUUGGGAUGGGGAAAAGAGGCUGGCUAUCUGUGGAGAUUUUUGUGUUGGUCCAAAUGUUGAAGGUGCAGUUCUUAGUGGCAUGAGAGCAGCUGCAAAACUACUAGAGAUGUUCAGCUGCUUGUGAUGCCAAUGGACUGUCACUGAUACAUUUUUGUGGGUACAUUUUGCAUGCAUUUGGUGCUCCAGCUGUAGGAUCAAUAUUUAC
This is a messenger RNA of Telopea speciosissima, 1614 nucleotides long. RefSeq names its product renalase. Gene Ontology annotation, molecular function: oxidoreductase activity. The record is from RefSeq and is a predicted model, not a curated record. NCBI's taxonomy places the organism in Eukaryota, Viridiplantae, Streptophyta, Magnoliopsida, Proteales, Proteaceae. The coding region runs from base 190 to 1533 and encodes 447 amino acids. The transcript is spliced from 9 exons.